This is a messenger RNA of Peronospora matthiolae, 579 nucleotides long. The record is from the annotation of a GenBank genome assembly. Lineage: Eukaryota; Oomycota; Peronosporomycetes; Peronosporales; Peronosporaceae.
AUGGUCGAGCUGUUUUUUGAGGCGAUGGCAUGUUUAUCGAUCAAAGAUUUGGGCGAGGUUCGCAAGCUUCUCGGCAUGCGAGUUAGUUUGGAGGACGAAAAGACGUGCACAGUGGAUCAACAAGCGACUAUUGAAGAAAUGCUUGAGAGUCAUGGUUUGAAGGAGGCGAAUGGUGUUCGUGCGCCUAUCAGUGAAGAAGCUAAUGAAGUUGAAAAAGACCCUGUGUUACUGACAACGGUACCGAGACAAAGAGGUGAACGAACGAUUCGCAAUUUUCAGUCGCUUGUGGGGAGCUUACUUUGGAUUGCAAGAUGUUCACGUCCGGAUAUCAGCUUUGCAGUUCACAAGGCCACGCGGCGCACUCACCAACCUACUAUAAGUGACUGGAAGCUGACAAAGAGAGUCGUAAGAUACUUAAAAGAGACCAAGAACCUCAAGCUCAAGAUGAUUGUUUCCAGAAAUGAAGGAAACAAGAUCAAUUUGGCGAGUUGGAGCGACUCGGACUAUGCGGCUGAUAAGGUGGACCGUAAGUCUGUCACAGGCGGAGUUUUAACUAUGGACGGUGCUAUUGUGCAGUAG